AAUUUCUUUAUCCAUAAACGACUCUUGAUACUGAUUCUGUAUAAUAAAGACCAAUUUUUAUUGAACACUUAUAAAGUAGAAUCUUACAUGUCGUAAAAAUAAUUCAAAAUUAAAUAAUAAAGGCAAUAUUUACAGUUAAGUGUAAGGAUACUCACAAAUGCCUGUAACUACAACCCCAAACAGCAUGGCGGACUCGGCACUGACGCUUGAUGAUCUGCAGGGAAUGAAGGUGGCAGAUCUGAAGACACAUCUGAAGAACUUAGGUCUUCCUGUUAGUGGGAACAAAGCUGACCUUGUUCAGAGGUUACAGGAACACUUUGCCUCAGCUAAUGAAGAUUUGCUGAAUGAUGAUCUGGAUGACGUAUUAACAGAGGACCCACCACCCAAACCUGCCGCCCAGCCAACCACAGCAACCAAAAAACCUGUAACAGUUAAACCUUUGCAAGAGAAGAGACAAUCUGUGACACUGACCAAUAACGCCAUUGGCGGGGGCGGUGACCAUGUGACCAAAGUCUCAGGAAUGACUGACGCGGAGAGAUUGGCAGAAAGGGCAAAAAAGUUUGGAGUAGUUUCAGAAGAAGCUAAAAAGAAACUGAGAGCAGAAAAGUUUGGGCUUCCAGUUCCAGCUGACACAAAAACUAAAACAUCUGGAAACAUAACAACUGCUCCAGCUGCAGACUUAGAGAAGCUGAAGAAAAGAGCAGAGAGAUUUGGCAUAACAACUUCAUCCACUCUGUCAAAUGUCGAUAAACAAGAGAAGUUGCUGAAGAGAAAGGAAAGAUUUGGCGUGGUUGUGGGUACCACAAAUUCUGACGUUGAGGAGAAAAAGAAGAAGAGGGCAGAAAGGUUUGGUCUGACGUGAAAAAGAUGACAAGUAGGGCCAGGGAAAUUAGGAAACAAGAACUUUUUUUUUCUCAGAAAAUUAGUGCUGUAUGUGUUUUAUUUAUUGUUACGCAAAUGAUGUUAAAGAGAACCCCAAACACUGAAAGAGAGUACAGUUUUUUACAUUGUGAAUAAUCACACUCACAUUCUCAGACUGUACCAAGUGACUUUCUAAUACCAGAAAUAGUUUUGCUUUGUAUCAUUACAUGUCUUUUAAUUGGGAAAGAUAUGAAGAAUGUGGACUGUCGUAAGUAAAUGGUUCAAUUCAAAAUCUUUGAAUUUGACCCGAUUUCCAUGGUAGUUAAAAAUACAGUGAGAGUUAUCUUGUUAAAGGCAGCAUAUACAAUGGUAUAGCACUUACAGCUCUUGGUAACAGAACACAACCAUUUUUGUAUGAAUUAAGAACAAAUAGAAAAAAUGUAUGUGUUUUGUACUUGUAAGCCUGUAUGGUCGGUAGCUUUUUAUUUUAUUUAACUAUAUAUUUAUUUCCAUUGAUAUGGUUUAUUGACAAUAAAUUAUCUGUGUUGAAAAAAAUUGGUAACUAAAAGUAAUUGUUUAUUGUAGUAUUAGUUAAGUAGUGGAAGAAGUAUUUUUUUACAUUGAAAAAUGUUUAAAAAUCUGCAGUGAAAUGGUAAUUUUAUAACUUAAAUUUGAAGAUCUUGUCAAUGAAAAGAGUGACGGUGAUUUUAAUAUGAAACUACAUAUGAACGAUAAGUACAGUAUUUAUUUUAGUGACAUCAUUAUAGGAAAAUUGGUGACAUUUUGAUAACAGUUUAGAUUGAGACUAUUUUCUGUCACCUUUUAUAAAAUUUGGUUACAAAUUAUGACUGAAGCAGUGGGCCUUUCAUUGGGUAAAUACAUAUUUAUUCAGAGAGAUUUUUUGUAGUAAUUUUUCUUUUUAAAGAGUAGUGUACUAAUUCACUGCCUGCUCUUUUUUUCACAUACGAAAACCCAUAGCAUUAUUGAAGAGAUAUGUGGUCAGUUACACAAAGCCUUCAUAAAGUAACAGCUCAUUGCCAUUAGGCUGUUCUGCUGAACCAUUCCUGUUGAAGGGGUAUUAGUACAAGAAUCACUCAAUAACAGACUUGAAUUGUAACUUCUUAGAGUAGUUGAUAAAUAACAACUAUCGGAUGAUUUAGAGUCAUUUGAAUUUGAAAAGGGUUUGAAGUGGUACCUGUAGAGAAAGAAACUUUGGUGUGUAAAUAGGAAAAUAAAUUUUUUAUUACAUUACA
Lingula anatina is the source of this 2114-nucleotide messenger RNA. Its product is annotated as SAP domain-containing ribonucleoprotein. Gene Ontology annotation, biological process: poly(A)+ mRNA export from nucleus. Lineage: Eukaryota; Metazoa; Brachiopoda; Lingulata; Lingulida; Lingulidae. The record is from RefSeq and is a predicted model, not a curated record. Gene Ontology annotation, cellular component: nucleus.